Messenger RNA from Aegilops tauschii subsp. strangulata, 855 nucleotides. The record is from RefSeq and is a predicted model, not a curated record. NCBI's taxonomy places the organism in Eukaryota, Viridiplantae, Streptophyta, Magnoliopsida, Poales, Poaceae.
AUGGCGCAAGCAAGGAGCUACCAGCAAGAAAGAGGUGACGGAGGAGGAGAUAUUGAAACGAUUUUGUCUGAACUUAAUAGUGCAUAUCCAGAACAACCAGUCAUCUCUCCUGACCCGUCAGAAAAAAGAACGAAGCAGAACAUGGACAACGAAGCACCCGAGCAAGUGCCAACACUAGCUUCCAGCAGGGAGGGCAACAAAAAGCAAGUGACUGGCAGCAGAAAAGAGAGGCCAUCAGAAACCAAGACUGUCGUUCCUCCUAGAGCAAAAAGACAAAAGAGAAAGGACAAAACUCAACUCAUCAGCGACGGUGCUACCUUGCAGCAGCAGCAGCAGCCAAGUCCUCUAAUGAUGCUCCCGCCAGCAGUUCCACGCGUCGAGAAUGAACUAACUAAAGCCAAGAAGAAAAACAAAAGACAACGGUUGGAAGAAGACGGGGAUGAUGCCAGCAAAGAGUCAAAGCGUGAUGCUGCCGACGACGACAAUGGCACAAAACAUGCUGUAGGGGACAAUGGUGGCGCCGCAGAGGACAACAACGAUGAUGUACAACCAAGACAGAAGCGCACAAAGAGGAGAAAGACAAGUGGAAAAGAAUUGGCAUCACCAACGGAUGAUGAACAGGAGGCAACAACAAAUAAGGACAAAUGCGAAAUCAAGGCAGGAGCAGCAUUUGAUCAGGUCAAUAGAGCAUGGGAAUUACUUGAAGAACGUCACCGACAAGAUGUUAGGACAGAAGGGUUUGGAAGCAUAGAGAAAUGCCAAACAAAGCGCUCCAUCUGCAAACCACUUGCAGCACACAUCUACGACAACUUGGACACUGAAAGCAUGACAAUAACGUUUGGUGAAGCUGAUUAG